GUAACAGGAGGAUACUGGAGCUUUGGGGCCACAAUGUGCAACGUGUUUGUCAUGUUGGAUGUGCUAUUUUGUACAGCUUCUAUCUUAAACUUGGUCGCCAUUGGUCUCGACAGGUAUUUGGCGGUGACCAAACCUAUAAGUUACGCAAAGCGUGACAACGUCAGAAGAAUCCAACUAUCGAUUUCAGCGGUAUGGAUCUCGUCCAUUCUUAUUGCUCUCCCGGUUGUGUGUGGUUUAAACGAUUACGAAGGCCAAGAUCCCACCACGUGCCAGUCAAACAAUGCUGUUUACAUGAUUACUUCCUCCAUAGGCUCGUUUUACAUCCCUGCAAUAGUUUUGCUUGUGGUUUAUCAACGAAUUUUUUCUCUCAUCCGGCAACGACACAAACUGUCCGGUAAGUCGCAGUGCAGUAAAUCGGAAGCUUCCGGUAGUUUUGGCGACCUCUAUCAUCGUCGAGGCUUGAUCAAUAAGAAUAGAGAAACAACAGAGAUCGAGUUGCAAACUGACAGAUUGACGACAUUCAAUAGUAGUUUCACACCCGUCAGUCGUCCAGAAACAAUGUGCAGCUCACCGGUUUUUCAAGCACUCGAGACGAAGUACACUGACCCUACCAUGGAUAACAAAUUAAAGAGUUCUGUUCCCGACAGUGAAACGAAUGAACCCUCGGAAUAUCGUUUUUGGGGACCGAGAUUGGACAUAAGUUCACCCAGAAUAUGCCCUUAUGAAGAAGCUUGGGAGAAUUUCCCACUUCCUCCUAGCUCUUCUUCACUGGCAAGACGGUUCACACUUCCUUUGACUGACCAACCGGAUAAAAGAACAAAUCAUCUACAACACUUUCCUGAAAAACAUAUCUCCGAAAACAAGAAAAUCCACAAAACCUCACAAGCUGAAGAGCCGAAACAGCGUACAAGGUCGUUGUGUGAAUACAGCAACAAAGGGAACGACACAGAGUUUUUUCUCUCCCACCCACCAAUGUCAACUACACAGACCUCUCAGCUAACGCCUUGUGAAAAUUCACGAUAUAACAAUGUCAUCCCAAAGGAAACUCUGAUCAAUAUAGGCCAGGGCAAGUCCAUCAACUGCCCACAGGAAACGUUUGAUCUGGUGUGUUGUGAAGAUUCAUCCCGGAAAAUAAAUUUGUUCUGCUGUUAUUGCGGUAUACGCACGGACCCAUCCAGCGGAACCAGUACACUUUCGGCAGCAGAUAUCUGCGGCUAUAUUAUUUCAUCCUCUACGGACGAUAUAUCGGAGGCUCAGCCAACGUCAGCGGGCAUUUGCCGUUGCAACGAAAACACGUGUUGUUGUUCCAUAACACUUGAAGAUAACCAAGCCGUCGGUGAUAAUACAAACAAUAUUGAUAUUUUAUCAACCACAUUUCGUAACAAUGACCCAAGGGAUUCUCUGACUCGUGGCUUUGACCCAUCAAACUUAGGCGUAAAAAGCUCUGUGCAAAUGCAUGACCUCAAAAAACAAGAAUGCAUCAUAAAAACCAGUAGGCUGACGAAAUUUCAUCAAGCAGCUGGAACAUGGUUUUCAAAGAAACUCUUCGGGUUAAACCACAUGUUCCGGCAAAGGUCAGAGAGGUUGGCCAUCAAAAGUACCACAGUGAAUGGAUCCGUGUCGUCUUACCUCAAGAGUACAGCCGUGAGACGGGCAACCUUUCCACAAACUCGACUAACGUGGGAUCAACCGGUUUUCGAAAGCCCGUUAGAACCUGCGGUUGAAAAACUAACCUCGCCAGUUCGAAAUGCACAUCGAAGAGUUAAUUUCCACAAUUCCAAACAGCGUUCAGUUUCGCAAAGGGAGAAGAAAGCUACCAAAACUUUGGCUAUCGUUCUUGGAGCCUUCCUCGCUUGCUGGCUUCCCUUCUUCACGAUCAAUGUGACGAUUGGCAUAUGCAUAUUACGUGGCACAAUUUCCGAUUCAUUCUGCACAAUUAACACGCAACUCAUGCCCAGUUUCACAUGGUUGGGCUAUGUCAACUCACUUCUCAAUCCUGUCAUUUACACUAUUUUCAAUUUGGAAUUUCGCGCUGCCUUCAAAAAACUUCUGCACAUCAGAUAA
Molecule: messenger RNA, 2064 nt
Organism: Opisthorchis viverrini
Lineage: Eukaryota; Metazoa; Platyhelminthes; Trematoda; Opisthorchiida; Opisthorchiidae
Exons: 3
Coding region: 34-2064 (676 amino acids)
Biological process (GO): adenylate cyclase-activating adrenergic receptor signaling pathway
Cellular component (GO): membrane
Molecular function (GO): dopamine neurotransmitter receptor activity, coupled via Gi/Go; G protein-coupled receptor activity
Source: RefSeq, a predicted model, not a curated record